AUGGGAAUGAGGCUGGAGCGAUCAGAAGUUCAAGAGAUUUUGCAAAAGUUUGUCAUAAGCGAGGAUGAUUUGCACAUCAUUAGCGAGAAGAUUGAACUGGAAAUGGAAGCUGGCCUUUCCAGCGUGGACGGGUCUAGCAUUGCCAUGUUGCCUUCUUAUGUACCAGCACUACCUGAUGGAUCAGAAGAAGGAAAAUACGUUGCUAUCGACUUGUCUGGAAAAAACCUACGCAUCAUGCUACUAACGCUUAACGGUAAAGGACGUGAGCCUAACGCUGUCAAUAACAAUUAUAUCGUACCUAACCAUGUAAUGAAAGGAACUGGUGAUCAGCUGUUCACUUUUAUUGUCAACUGUUUGCAACGCUUUUUGCAAGAAUUUGGGCUAGUGGAGGCAAAUUUACCGAUUGGCUUCGUAUUUUCGUACCCAUGUGAAUUAUUGUCUAUACGGUCUGCUCGUCUUUUAUGGUGGACAAAAGGAUUUGAUAUCAAAGACUGUUUAAGAAAAGAUGUUGUUCAACUUCUAGAAGAAGCUUUGGAAAUGAACAUGUCAACCAAGGCCCAAAUAAAAGCCGUGAUGAAUGAUACAGUUGGUCAACUGGCCGCUGCUGGUCAUAAGUAUGGCCCAGAUUGCACGAUCGGAGUGGUGAUAGGUUACGGAUGUAACUCGUCUUAUUUGGAGCAAACUUCGCGCAUCACUAAGUUUGAUGCAGAAGCUGUUGGGUACAAGCAUCCGAAUAUGGUUGUUGUAACUGAGUGGGAAGAGUUUGGAUCAAAGGUAUAUUCCCAUGUUUCCUGA
This is a messenger RNA of Strongylus vulgaris, 795 nucleotides long. The record is from the annotation of a GenBank genome assembly. Lineage: Eukaryota; Metazoa; Nematoda; Chromadorea; Rhabditida; Strongylidae.